Messenger RNA from Phalacrocorax carbo (great cormorant), 4720 nucleotides. Lineage: Eukaryota; Metazoa; Chordata; Aves; Suliformes; Phalacrocoracidae. The record is from RefSeq and is a predicted model, not a curated record.
GGCGGGGCGGGGCGGGGCGGCCCGGCCGCCGACACGGAGCGAGAGUGGGGGUCGCGGCCAUUACAGUGGGAUGUGCGCCGUGCCACCGAUAGAGGACACUCCUUGGAUUGUAAAGCAUUUCAGGCGCAAUGGCAGAUCCCAUCCGCUGGGCCCGAUACCGUUGGCAGCGACUGAUAUCUACAGAGGGUGGAGAAGGUAGCAGCAGCAGGAAUUCAAGUAACAAGUGCUAUCAAUCAUCAAAAACUAUUGGCAAACACAGGAUAGUGAUACCCUGUUUGGGACAUUUUAGGGAGGAGUAUGAAAAAGUGUCAAAACUGUACAUGAACAACAAAAUACGGACUACUAAGUAUACUUUAUUGAAUUUUUUACCACGGAAUUUGUUUGAACAGUUUCACAGAGUUGCGAAUUUGUAUUUCCUAUUUCUGGUUGUCCUGAAUUGGGUUCCUCUGGUGGAAGCCUUCCAAAAAGAAAUUACAAUGCUACCUCUAGUAGCGGUUCUGACAAUUAUUGCAGUGAAAGAUGGUCUGGAAGAUUACUCAAAGUACAAAAUGGAUAAACAGAUCAACAACUUACUAACCAAAGUGUAUAGCAGGAAGGAGAAGAAAUACAUAGAUGAAUGCUGGAAAAAUGUCAAUGUUGGGGACUUCAUCCGGCUUUCACGUAAUGAAAUCAUUCCUGCCGACAUGGUGCUGUUAUAUUCUAGUGACCCGGAUGGGAUCUGUUACAUCGAAACGGCAGGCCUUGAUGGAGAAACCAAUCUAAAGCAGAGGCAGGUGGUGAGAGGAUAUUCGGAGCAGGUCUCUGAAAUUGAUCCAGAAAAAUUUUCCAGUAGAAUAGAGUGUGAAAGUCCUAACAAUGACCUCAGUCGCUUCCGAGGCUUUGUUGAGCAUUCAAACAAGGAUCGAGUGGGCCUCAGCAAAGAAAACUUACUGCUCCGAGGAUGCACAGUAAGAAACACAGAAGCUGUUGUAGGCAUAGUGGUAUAUGCAGGUCAUGAAACCAAAGCCAUGCUGAAUAACAGUGGCCCUCAUUACAAGCGCAGUAAAUUGGAAAGAAAAGUGAACACUGAUAUUCUUUGGUGUGUUCUGCUUCUAAUUUUGAUGUGUUUAACUGGUGCAAUAGGCCAUGGAAUUUGGUUAAAUAGGUAUUCAGAAAUACCUUUUUUUAACAUCCCUGAGCCGGAUGGGAAAUCUAUUCCUCCAGCAUUAGCAGGGUUCAAUAUGUUCUGGACGAUGAUCAUUUUAUUACAGGUCUUGAUCCCAAUUUCUCUCUAUGUUUCAAUUGAAAUUGUCAAAUUGGGACAAAUUUAUUUAAUACAGAAUGACAUUGAUUUUUACCAUGAGAAAACAGACUCAACAAUUCAGUGUCGAGCACUGAAUAUUGCUGAAGACCUUGGCCAGAUUCAGUAUAUCUUCUCUGACAAGACUGGAACGCUUACUGAAAAUAUGAUGGUUUUUCGGAGGUGCAGCAUUGCAGGACAGGAGUAUUGCCAUGAGGAAAAUGCAAAGAGGUUGGAAUCCUACCAAGAGAUGGAUUCAGAGGAUGAGGAUUCAGUUGAUCAUCGGAGUGGCUCUUCAAUCCCUAUGUCAAAAUGGCGGAGGCACAACUGCAGAGCUAUGAAUGAACCAUUGAACAGAAAGUCUUUGAAUCAGUUGUCUGGUAGUUAUCCCGCCAUAGGAAGGGAAGAUGGAGGAGGUGAUGUUCCCCACUCAGGACACGUUGCUUUCAGCAGCCCCAUUGAGACGGAUGUUGUACCAGACGCACAACUGCUGGAGAAGUUCAGUCAAAUUUCUUCUCAUUCCUAUCAACAGCAAGAAGUCAGCAGCAAGUUAUCUUUGGAGACAGUGUACAUUGCCGACUUCUUUCUUGCUCUGGCAAUCUGUAAUACUGUUGUAGUUUCAGUCCCCAAUCAGCCACGUCAGAAGAUGAGACUUUCUUCUCUGGGUAGGAUGCCUAUUAAAUCACUUGAGGAAAUCAGGCAGAUGUUCCAGAGGUUGUCAGUCCGGAGACCAAGUUCCUCCCCAUUUCCAAGUGUAAAAGAGUCAUCAUCUGAAAGCCCCAAUAGUUUUGUGAGCAAACUGUCUAUUUUCAGAAUGAAACUGGCUUCACCUGCUUUGGAUGCAGCUACUCAAAGGACUGCUGAGCCUCACAAUACUGACAGCCCAGAAAAUUCCCAAGUGCCCCAAGAACUAGAUAUGGUGAAUGUAGCUGCUGGCUGUGAACGCAACAGUGCUGUGUCAUCUAUUGAAUUGUCUCCCUUACCUAAGCUGUGUUAUGAAGCUGAGAGUCCAGAUGAAGCUGCCUUAGUUCACGCUGCUAGGGCUUAUAAAUGUAUUUUACAGUCUAGGACUCCAGAUCAAGUAACUGUGGACUUCGCAGGUCUGGGAUCUUUAACAUUUCAGCUUUUACAUAUCCUGCCUUUUGAUUCAGUGCGGAAAAGGAUGUCAGUGGUGGUUCGGCAUCCAGUCUCCAACAAAGUGGUGGUGUACACAAAAGGUGCGGACUCAGUCGUGAUGGAUUUGUUGAGAACAGCAUCUGAAGGUACUAAUGAAUCAGAAAUGGAACAAAAGACUAUUAAAGAGAAAACUCAGAAGCAUUUGGAUGACUAUGCCAGAAGAGGACUGCGCACUCUGUGUAUUGCUAAGAAGGUGAUGAGUGAUGCAGAAUAUGCAGAGUGGUUAAAUCAUCAUUUUUUAGCAGAAACUAGUAUUGACAAUAGGGAGGAGCUGCUGCUUGAAUCUGCCAUCAGGCUGGAGACCGAACUAACUUUGCUGGGUGCCACUGGCAUUGAAGAUCGCCUGCAGGAGGGUGUUCCAGACACAAUACAGGCAUUACGGAAAGCAGGAAUAAAAAUAUGGAUGCUGACAGGUGACAAGAGAGAGACAGCUGUCAACAUUGCCUAUGCUUGUAAACUGCUGGAACCGGAUGACAGAAUCUUCACUCUCAAAUCACAGAGUAGGGAUGCCUGUGCCUUGGUGAUGAGCAAAAUUUUAGAAGGCAUCCAGAAGAAUACUUUUGCCAAAGAAAAACCCAGUCAGAGGCUUGGGAAUGUCUCUACAAGUCCCUCCACCCAAGCUCGAGGGUUCAGUGCAGGCCUGGUUAUUGAUGGAAGGACUUUAGAGCAUGUCCUUCAUGACAGCCUGCAGAGUAUUUUUUUGGAACUCACAGAAAAAUGUAGGGCUGUAGUCUGCUGCCGAGCCACACCACUGCAGAAGAGUGUCCUGGUCAGACUGGUGCGAAAUAAGCUGAAGGCAAUGACAUUAGCUGUAGGUGAUGGCGCCAAUGAUGUCAGUAUGAUCCAGGUGGCUGACACUGGUGUGGGAAUAUUGGGCCAAGAAGGCAUGCAGGCCGUGAUGGCAAGUGACUUUGCAAUCUCUCAGUUUAGACACCUCAGGAAGCUGCUGCUUGUCCAUGGUCACUGGUGUUAUACCAGACUUACCAACAUGGUGCUUUACUUCUUCUACAAGAAUGUGGCCUACGUGAACCUCCUGUUCUGGUACCAGUUCUUCUGUGGGUUUUCAGGCACAUCAAUGACUGACUAUUGGAUCUUGAUUCUUUUCAAUCUCCUUUUUACGUCAGUGCCACCCAUCAUUUAUGGUGUCUUGGACAAAGAUGUGUCUGCGGAGAUACUUAUGCAGCUCCCACAGCUGUACAUGAUGAGCCAGAAAUCUGUGGCUUACUUGCCUUCCGCUUUUUGGAUAACCUUGCUGGAUGCGUUUUACCAAAGUCUCGUUUGCUUUUUUGUGCCUUACUUUACUUACUACGGCUCAGACAUAGACAUUUUUUCUUUUGGAAACCCUGUAAAUACAGCAGCACUCUUCAUAAUACUGUUUCACCUUCUCAUUGAGUGCAAGUCUGUGACUUGGAUACAUACCGUAGUUAUAGUUGGCAGCAUCCUGUUUUACUUCGUCUUCGCUCUGGCUUUUGGGGCAACCUGCAAAACCCACAACCCACCAUCAAAUCCUUAUUGGAUCAUGGAGAAGCACAUGACAGACCCAGUGUUUUACUUAGUUUGCCUCCUGACUACUUGUGUUGCUCUGCUGCCCAGAUAUGUGCUGAGAGUUCUCCAAGGAACAUUGUUUCCGUCUCCGGUGUUGAGAGCCAAGCAACUUGACAGACUGACCCCUGAGGAGCAGAGGGAAGCAAUUAAGAGAUGGAAAGAUGACUGCGUUGUAAACUGUAGAGUGGAGUUCCAGGCUACUUCUGGGUCUUCCAGCUCAGCCACAGGUGCUGUAUCAGAGGAAGAAAGCAUUGCCAGUGUUUUGCCAACAUCUAAACCACCUUUUCAAGCCUGUUCAAGGGAUGGGUUAGUAGAGGACACUGCCUUCUUACCAGACAUUCAGGAUGAGUCUGGGAAUACAAAUGGCUUGAACUCUGAAAAGACCCUAUUUCUGAAUCCAUCAGAGGAAACAAAUUCAGCCACAUUUGGCGGUAAUAACUCAUGUGCCAAAGUCCCUGUGUGUGCUUCUGAAGAGGGCAGCAGUGCUGUUUCUCUAGCACACAAAGCAGGUUUGAAUUCUGUUUUGUGUGAAGAAGAUGCUUUAAUGUAUCUUAGAAAAUUAGAAUGAUAACUGUUUAAAACUUAAAACUCAAGAGUAAUAUCUGUUGAUUUAAUGCUACGUUGUGGUUUUGUUUUCUUCAGCCAAUGUAGAUGAUGCACACAUUUCCUUAAAAGCUUUUUUGUUUAUAAAGCUUUUCAAUAAUUUAUUAAGAUGUUCAA